AUGUGCUCCUGUAUAUACAAUUAAUUGUAAUUCGAAUUUUAAAAUUUUUGCUUAGUUUAACAUUCGAUGGUCAGUCACUUGCCAAGUUGUCAAAGACCUUGAAAUGUCAAUUCAAGCGUGAUUUGAGGAGGAUUCUUUUAGGUUACAAAAUAAUUUGGAAUUAUAUUCCUAUAGGAGUUUCCUGGUACUUUUUGCUAUAGUGACCCGAACAUAACUUGUUCAAGGAUGUCGGUCGCGACUAUGUUACGGCGUUCGGUCAUUAAUGGCACAGUGUAUUCAGCUGCUGCCCUGCGUUAUGCUUCAACUCAACAGGAAAAGAAGGUUUUCUUUGAUAUCACGGCGGACGGCGAGCCCCUUGGCCGAAUUGUGAUGAAACUUCAUACUGAAGAGGUGCCGAAAACGGCAGAAAACUUUAGAGCACUUUGCACAGGAGAAAAAGGAUUCGGCUACAAAGGUUCUUCGUUUCACAGAAUAAUUCCCAGUUUUAUGUGCCAGGGUGGCGAUUUCACUAACCAUAACGGUACUGGUGGCAAAUCAAUUUACGGCCGCACCUUCAAGGACGAGAACUUCAAACUGAAGCACACUGGCCCUGGAAUCCUGUCCAUGGCUAACGCCGGCCCCGAUACUAACGGUUCUCAGUUCUUUAUCACCACUGCUGCCACUCCCUGGCUGGAUCGCAGGCACGUUGUUUUUGGUGCAGUAGUUGAAGGCUUGGAUACUGUACAAAAAAUGGAGAAGUUGGGUUCCAAGGCUGGCCAAGUAUCCAAGAAAGUUGUUAUCAAAGAUUGCGGAAUGAUGGAAGAAGAGAUUGCUGUGGAGAAGGCUCAGUGAUUUGUCCAAGUCUUCAAGGAUUUAAAUUAAACAAUAUUUUAAAAUAAGUAUGCAAUUUUAUUCACUAAAUGCAACAAAUUAGUUUUGGAGUUGCUAUCAAUCAUUCUUCCGAAAUUUAGAUAACAACUUUCCAAAUACAACUAAGUCAGUAUCAAGUCUUACAUCUAUUGUAAUAAGGCAUUUUUAGAUAAAACACUCUUUCAUAUCAAACUAUUUAUCUCUUUUAACAAAUAUAUUACAUGGAUGACUUACUAAUUUCCUUUGUCUUUUCCGCGAUAAAUAUAUAUAUUGCUUUAAAAUACUUGUUCCAUAAUAAAAAUAAUACUCUACCAUAAUAAUUGAUUUACUUGUUUCAACACAUCAGCCCAAGAAUUGACAUUUUUAUUAACUCACAAAAGAAAAUUUGUAGAACGUAUAUUUCGAGUCUAAAUCAGAUUUAUUAUCAUAUACAAUUUACAGGAAGUGAGCCAUGAUAAAACUACUUUAAAACAUUAAAAUAACAUUAUCUAAAUAUAAAAAUAAUAUUUACAACUUAAAUGUAAAAAAAUAAACAAAUGUACAUCAAGUUAUAAAACCAAAAUUAUAACCAGCAGUCAUCAAUCAACUCAUCACCCAUCUUGAGAUCAUAAUAAAUAAAUAUAAAAUUUACAUAUACAGUAUAUCUUUUUACAUAGCUUGUGAUUGGUGCCUAUUGCAGUGAAAAUGUUGCGAAGGUUUUUUAUUACAAGUUUUAAAGUAAUGUUAUGACAUCAGUUUAGGUUUAAAAUAUUGUGCUUUACAAGUUUAAAAGGAAGGUAGUGUAUUUGUGCAACAUGAAGAUUUAAUUAUAGAAGAAGGCAGGAUAGAUUUUCUUUGUACAAAAGCUGUAGGCCAGCAAUUAAAACAGAACUUGAACUUUGAGUUAUGUGGCACUUGGUGAAUGUAAUGUUAAUUUUUGGAUAACAAAAAUGGCAGUUUUGCGUGGCUAUAUCACAACAGAAAUUAGAUGGUCCAAAGCACAAUCAUGCUAAUUGCAAUAAUUUAGCAAUAAAAAACUGUUGCAAAUAGAUAGUGUAUUAAAUAUUUUACUCAUUGAAGAAAAAUGUGUUACUAAUUAAUAUGAUUGAGCAUGAAGCCAUCUAUGUGCUAUAUUAUCUCAUUUUAGGCUUGUCUCGCUUUAGAAAAAGUUAAAAGGUGAUAAAAUUAAGUACAAAACAUAUCUAAAUAGUCUGUAAAUAUAUAGUGCAUUGCAAUAAUGCAGAAAAUGAUAUUUACAAUUUAAUAAUACAAUACCGAUUAAAUAAAGUAUUCUUAUUACUGUAUACGAUUUUAAAGAUCAAUCACUUGUAUCUGUAAAUGUAACUUACAUGAAUUCAUCUGAAAUAUUUCUUAUUUUUAUCAACAAUAAUCUAUAAACGAGGUCGUUAAUUAAUUAAAACUAUUAAGCCAAGGACUCACUAGGGGACCAAUGUGUCGUGCUAAGCAAUGUGCGUGGAGACUUAUGGGACGUCAGUAACUUGGCAAUAUUUUUCCUGGCAAAACUGGGUCGUGUCGCAAGAGAUCGACAAAUUAUUUCCAAGCUAGUGAAUCCUUAGCUUUAUAAGAACAGCUACGAUAAAAACCCGAGUGUAAAUAUACUGAGUAUUUAUAUCUAACACAAGCACA
Leguminivora glycinivorella is the source of this 2475-nucleotide messenger RNA. RefSeq names its product peptidyl-prolyl cis-trans isomerase-like. Lineage: Eukaryota; Metazoa; Arthropoda; Insecta; Lepidoptera; Tortricidae. The record is from RefSeq and is a predicted model, not a curated record. Bases 226 to 831 code for a protein of 201 amino acids. Gene Ontology annotation, molecular function: peptidyl-prolyl cis-trans isomerase activity. Gene Ontology annotation, biological process: protein peptidyl-prolyl isomerization; protein folding. The transcript has 3 exons.